Messenger RNA from Aspergillus fijiensis CBS 313.89, 1269 nucleotides. RefSeq lists its product as uncharacterized. NCBI's taxonomy places the organism in Eukaryota, Fungi, Ascomycota, Eurotiomycetes, Eurotiales, Aspergillaceae. The transcript has 2 exons. The record is from RefSeq and is a predicted model, not a curated record. Bases 1 to 1269 code for a protein of 422 amino acids. Gene Ontology annotation, molecular function: phosphoric diester hydrolase activity. Gene Ontology annotation, biological process: lipid metabolic process.
AUGGUGCCUGAAGAAGACUCCGAGAUGGAUGACUCGCAAUUCGAGACUCUACCACUAGACAACUUGAAGAAGAAGUCAACCAGCAGCGGGCGAUUGAUAAGUCCCCUCGGACUGUUUCGCAGUCUCUACGCUCCAAGGACAAGACCUCGUCGAUCCUUCCCUGCACGCCCGCUCUCCCGAAGAGCGCGAAUCAUCCAAGCCUUGCGGCGGCUAUUCUGCGGCGUGGUGUUCAUCCUCGGCACAUUCAAACUCGCCUCCAUCAUCUGGAACACCCUGGUCUACCUCUUCCCCGACGACCUCGACGCCCGCCUCGACGGCUGGCUCGUCCCCGGCGGCCGGCCCUCGAUCUUCUCGCACUGGACGACGCACGGGGUCGAGCCGGUGCACUGCCACUCGCACAACGACUACUGGCGCGAGGAGCCGCUCUACUCGGCGCUGCGCGCCGGCUGCAUCGGCGUGGAGGCCGACAUCUGGCCGUCCAACCCCGACCUCCUGGUCGGCCACACGCCGUUCACGCUGCACGCCGACGUCACCCUGCGCCGCCUCUACCUCGACCCGCUGCUCGACCUGCUCCAGAAACACAACACGCGCAGCAGCCAGCUCCAGCCCGUCCACGGGUCGUCCCCGCCCGCGGGCGUGUUCGCCACCGACCCCGCGCAGACCCUCGUCCUGCUGAUCGACUUCAAGACCGCCGGCGAGGCGCUGUGGGAGCCCGUGCAGGCGCAGCUGCAGCCCCUGCGCGCCGGCGGGUUUUUGACUUCCUACAACGGCACGGCCGUCGUCGAGCGGCCCGUCACCGUCGUCGCCACCGGCGAUGUCCCCUUCCAUCGCCUCGUCGCCAACACGACCUACCGGGAUAUCUUCUACGAUGCGCCGCUCGACCAGCUGGAGGGGACUCCGCGGGCGUCGGAGAGCAGGGGGUUCGAGGAUUCCCCUCCGGAUUCCCCUCCAGCUUUGUCGGAAAGCGACGACGACGGCUACACCCGCGCGAACAGCUACUACGCCUCCGUGGACUUCCGGCGCACGAUCGGGAGUCUAUCCGGCAAUCGGUUCUCGGAGGCGCAGUUGGCCCGCGUGCGCGCGCAGGUCGCCGCCGCGCAUGCCCGCGGCCUGAAGGUGCGGUACUGGGGCACACCGGGCUGGCCGCGGGGGUUGAGGAAUCAUGUUUGGCAUGUGUUGGUCAGGGAGGGGGUCGAUCUGAUCAAUGUGGAUGAUUUGUAUGAGGCGACGCGGCAGGAUUGGCGGAAGCAUCGGAGCUGGGGGUUGUGA